Sardina pilchardus (European sardine) is the source of this 710-nucleotide messenger RNA. RefSeq lists its product as uncharacterized. Gene Ontology annotation, cellular component: nucleus; autophagosome. The transcript is spliced from 4 exons. The coding region runs from base 196 to 705 and encodes 169 amino acids. Gene Ontology annotation, biological process: positive regulation of DNA-templated transcription; autophagosome assembly. Lineage: Eukaryota; Metazoa; Chordata; Actinopteri; Clupeiformes; Clupeidae. The record is from RefSeq and is a predicted model, not a curated record.
ACCCAUGGGGUGGGUUAAGUGACGUUCACCGAGCAGGGACGGGUCUUGUGAUGGUAAACAAACCUGCAUAUGAGAACAUUUCAACAUAGCAUUUAAGGAGCAAGACAUCAGUAGGCUACUCGUCAUUUCAGCAAGAAUUGUUAUCAAGAUUUCAACAGAGUUCCAUCAAAGGGGGCACUCAGGAACGUCUCCACAAUGAUCGGAAAGUUGCUCUCCCAUAUCCUUGGCAACAUGGAGGAGGAUGCCAUCAUAGGAGUCAACAGUGCUCAGAAUGACAAUGGCGAGGAUCUUCUGGAGUAUGAUGACGGUGAAUGGAUUAUAAUCAACAUUCAUGAAGGCCAAUCUCUGUCCUCUGCUGAUGUUGACCCUCUGGAGAACCUUCUGAUUGAACACCCAAGCAUGUCUGUGUACAAGAUGGUGUCACCAAGAACAGAGGAAGAGGAAGAUGAAGAGCUCUCAUCGGAUGAAGAUGAAGAGGGUUCUCCCAGGCCUGUGCCCUUUAAACGCCACCUGUCGUGGAGGCUUGCUGGGUGGGGGAGUCCCCUGCCAUGCAGUACCAUCCAGUGUGGCAAGACCCAAAUGGACCGCAGAAAGCUGUCCCGCAACGCCCUCCAGAGGCAGAACCUUGCAAGGAUUCGCUUCUCACCAUCUGACCGUCGCUACGGCUUCUUCAAGCAGCCCUGCCAACGCCUUUACAACUACUGAGCUCU